AUGAAGAUACGCACUCAGAUCUCUUUUCUUCUCUUUGCCCUCCUAGUGAAUGGGCAAAAUGACACACUUGGUCUUAGCAGUGGUUAUACAUCACUAUCAACCGCUAAUUUUGACAUCAAUUUGGUCACGGAUUCGCAAAUUCUUGCCUCGCUGAAACCGAGCGGCAAUGAUUUUGAUUUCUUGCCAUUCGACGAUAUCACCUACCGAGCAGGUAAUGGUCAAUAUCACAAUGGCGACCUUACAUUUCGUUAUCGUACUUCUGGCGCUACUAAAUGGAUAUCAGCCGACUCGUCAACCGCGAGAAAACAGGUCAAGAGCGCCAGGACUGAUCGUCUUGCCGCUGCAGACCUUUCGCCUACAUUGCCAUCAAAUUCACCAAUUCGUGUGGUCCGAACUUGGUCGGAUAUCGAUGGAGACUUGGGACUGGCAUUCACUCUCACAAACACGGCCAAACAGACUGUAGAGAUAGGCAGUCUCGGAUUUCCCACGGAGUUCAACAGUAUCUUCACGAAUCGCGCUGCGGAGGACAUGGCUGCGAAGUGCUCUCUAACGGAUCCUUACAUUGGCAUGGAUGCUGGUUAUCUCCAAGUUACUCCAACAUCCGGCACAGGAGCGGCACUGAUUGUAACUCCUCUAGUCAACACCAGCACGCCAUUUGAAGCGUGGAGAAAUUUGGAUGAGCCCAACACUGACCCUCUUUUCUACGGAAGUCAGACUUUUGAAGGGUUCUAUGAAUGGCAGACUCAUAGCAAGGCCUAUGCCCAAAAUGAAUGGUCUGGCAUCACGCCUUGGAAUGAACCAAGCUCCGAGACGCUCAAGUCUGGCCAGUCGGUUACGUAUGGCCUGCGAUUCUCCAUCGUUAAAGAGGGCAUACGCGGUAUUCAAAAGGCUGUUCAAUCAACCAAUACACCUGUAACUAUCGGUAUUCCAGGCUACGUCGUUCCUGUUGACCUGACUGCCAAACUUUACCUGUUUCAUGGGACCAUCUCAAAGGUCGUAUCCGACAACAACGCAUUCAAGAUUUCGCAAGACUCAAAAGACACGCUCACGCUGACUCCAACUGGAUCGGUCUGGGGUCCCAACAAGGUGGUUAUCAAAUAUACAGAUGGCAAGGUUCAAACGGUGCACUAUUUCAUCACCGACUCUGCACCAACAGUCAUCAGCAAACUCGGAGACUUCUCAACCACGUCCAUGUGGUUUGACGAUGCCUCAGAUCCUUUCGGCCGCGCACCCUCAGUCAUCACCUGGGAUCACUCAACCGGGGCACAAGUCUUACAAGACCCGCGAGUCUGGAUCUCCGGACUUAGUGACGAAGGCGGCGUGAUCUACCUAGCGACUGCAAUGAAACAAUUCGGUCUGAGCAACGCCGCGGAAAUUACGAAGCUGGAAAAUUUCGCCAAAGACGUGCUUUCAAAGACGAUUCAGAAUCCUGAUUUCACCGUUCGCAAGAGUAUCUUCUUCUAUGAGCCCGAUCAAGUGCCCGGGUACCAGUAUAAUCAGUCUAUCGACUGGGGUAGCUGGUGGUCGUGGAAUAAGAAUGCAUCAUAUGCGACAGACCGUGCGUACGAUUAUAUCCAUGUGAUCGGGGCAUAUUGGGCACUUUAUCGUGCUGGACGAGCGGAUGAGUCGCUUCUCAGCGUCAAUACAUGGCAGUGGUACCUUGGUCAGGCAUAUAAUACUACGAUCACCUGCUUUGCGACAGACUCCAAUGGGAAUGGAUUGGUCGGGUACUCGCGGGUGGGGCUAAUGGGGGAGACUGUGGUGGGAGAGCUACUGGCUGAUCUUCAGCGUGAGAACUGGACCAACGAAGCCGAUGCUGUAGAAGCUGCUAUGAGACUCCGCGCAGACGCGUGGGACACCGAGGCUGUGCCUUACGGAAGUGAGAUGGCCUGGGAUUCAACCGGCCAAGAGGGAAUCUAUUACUGGAGCAACUACUUCAAUCUCGCGACGACGGCAACGAAAACCAUUAACAGCAUCAUUGGGUACAUGCCCACCGUUUCCCACUGGGGCUGGAACGGAAAUGCCCGAAGAUAUUGGGACUUCAUUUAUGGGGGCAAAUUGGAACGAAUCGAGCGUAUGAUCCACCACUAUGGCUCUGGCCUCAAUGCCCUCCCACUCCUUUCCCAAUUCCGUCAAACCCCCAACGAUACUUACCUUCUACGCGUGGGAUACGGCGGUAUCACGGGCCCACUAAGUAACAUCCGACAAGAUGGAUCCAUGUAUAACGCCUUCCACUCAUUCCCUGAUACUCUUCGUGGUGACGAUUAUUCGGGAGACUACGGCCCGAACUUCCUCGGCAUGAUGAUCGGGUCUAGUGUCUACGUCGUGCACGAUCCGGACAUUGGACUCGCGACGUAUGGGGGAAACAUGGAUGUGUCGGGUAAUUCUGUCACGAUUCAUCCGCGGGAUGCUGUGCGUCGGCGUGUUUAUGUUGCACAAUUAGGCGUUUAUGUUACGAUCAGUGCGGGGCAGAUCGAGGAGGUUUCGUUCGAUACGUCUGAUCUGACCUCUUUGAAGUUGCGCGUCGUGCCUGGUCCGGCCAAGGCAUCCUCUACUGUCGUUUGGGUCGAGACACCUGGCACCACUGAUAAGUACGUUGUUUCCGGGCAGGCAGAGACGCAGAGAGGUGGAUGGGCGAUUAAGCUGGAUUCCGCUGGGGUUGAUGUGACCGUCUCCCAGGCAUAACAUAAAACUUCUUGCUGCAUCAUAUUUCGAGACCAGUACUUUUCAUGCUGUACAUGGCCUUAGUCUUGAUUUUGCAAAAUGUGUUCAUAGGCAUUCAGUCCCUCUCAGGAUCCCAAAUGUGGCAGUUGCGAUCCACAUUUCGAUCGCAGCAGGAAAUGACAGCUCUGAGCAAAGGACAUCGUAGCAAUGACAUCGCCAUUUAGCCGUACUUCCGCAAUCGAUGUAAACAUACCACUACUAGAGAAUUAUG
Molecule: messenger RNA, 2935 nt
Organism: Penicillium brasilianum
Lineage: Eukaryota; Fungi; Ascomycota; Eurotiomycetes; Eurotiales; Aspergillaceae
Source: the annotation of a GenBank genome assembly